UUUAGUUUACAAACACUUCAACGUCAGCACAAAGUAAUGCCCAUGUCUAAAAAACACAAUAUUUUGUUAUUCAAAAUGGCUGAUGUUUUCUUUUUUUACGAUCACAAUUCAUAGUUUAUAUUAAUAAAGUUUUAGCUUCAGGAGUCUGUCUACCACAUGUUGCCAGUUCUAUAAAGGUUGUUAAGUGGGUGGGCCAUUCUAAUGGCCUUGGGUCAAAUGAUCUGACAAAAGGAUGACACUUUGAUGAAAGAUUAAAAAAUCACAAUGGAAGACUGUCAGAUGUUCACAGAUGUCCACUCCAAAGAAAUACUCUCCACAAUGAACACACUUCGUAAGGCUAACAAACUUUGUGAUGUCGUACUCAGAGUGGAGAAGCAAUGUUUUCCUGCUCAUCGCAUUGUUCUGGCUGCCAGCAGUGAUUAUUUUAAUGCCAUGUUUACAAAUGGGAUGAAAGAAAACAACACCUUGGUGAUAGAUCUUCAUGAGAUUCCUGCCAAUGUCAUGGAAGUCUUGUUAGACUUUGUCUACACUGAGACUGUGGAAGUUAGUGUAGAAAAUGUUCAAGAACUUUUGCCUGCGGCAUGCCUUUUACAGCUAACAGGUGUGAAGAAUGCAUGCUGUCGCUUCUUGGAACGCCAGCUUGAUGCCAGUAAUUGUCUUGGCAUCAAAGUGUUUGCAGAAAACCACUGUUGUCAGUCCUUACUGCACGCAGCAGAAAGAUAUGCUCUCAGACAUUUCAAUUCUGUCAUUGAUCAUGAGGAGUUUAAGAUCAUGAACUUUGAGGAAGUUGAAUCUUUGGUGUCAAGUGAAGAUCUGCAGGUAAAAAGUGAGGAAACUGUGUAUCAAGGGGUGAUAACCUGGGUCAAGUCAGAUGAACCUACACGACUCCACUGCUUACCAAGGCUGUUAGCUCAUGUUCGGUUACCUUUGCUGUCAGUCAAUUUUAUAACAGAUAUAUUGGAUAGUGAAAUUUUAAUAAGAACUAGUCAUGCAUGUAGAGACCUAGUUGAUGAAGCCAAGCGGUAUCACCUUCGACCUGAUUUGAGAGACAAAAUGUGUGGUCCAAAAACCACUCCAAGGGCAGGAACAGAUAGUAUCUUGGUUGUUCUUGGAGGAUUUGGAUCUCAUCAAAACUUGGUGGACACUGUGGAGAGUUUCUGUUCCAAGACUGAUACCUGGACUAAAUUACCCAACUUGACUCGCAAGAGACGCUAUGUUUCAGCAGCCUCUGUGGCUAAUAAACUGUAUGUUGUUGGUGGUUAUGAUGGUCAGUCCAGGCUGAGCCUUGUGGAGAAACUAGAUUUUACUCAAGAGAAGCUCCAGUGGGAAACAGUAACUGCCAUGCACCAGCGGAGAGGCUUAGCUGGCAUAUGUGUUUACAAAGAUCAACUUUAUGUUUGUGGGGGCUUUGAUGGCUACUCACGGCACUCCAGCCUGGAGCGUUUCAACCCUGUCACUGAGCAGUGGACUAUGCUUAGUGCAAUGGCAACUGGAAGAGAAGGUGCUGGCCUAGUGGCGGCCAAUGAUUUGAUUUACUGCAUAGGUGGCUACGAUGGCACAAACCUUUUGUCUUCAGCUGAAUGCUAUGACCCUCAGCUGGAUCAGUGGAGUAAUAUUUUACCCAUGUCCACACAGAGAUCUGGUGCUGGGGUGGCAGUCUUAAAUAACAUGAUUUAUGUGUGUGGGGGCUAUGAUGGUACCGACCACCUGUCAAGCGUGGAGUGCUACAACACUAAAACAAACUACUGGACAACUGUUUCAAACAUGCAAGUUCCAAGGUGUUAUGUCGGGGCAUGUGUGUUUCAAGGGAAAUUAAUGGUGACUGCAGGAUAUGAUGGUAAAACCUUAUUGGAUACCUGUGAGGUGUAUGACCCAGCACAAGGUACUUGGAAGAACAUGGCCAAAAGUAUGACAAUAUCACGGUGUGAUGCAGGCGUCACAGUCAUUAGGCCUGUUUGAAAAGUAGUCAUGUUUAGUUAAAAAAUCCUGUGGUUAAAUGACUCAAAAAUGUGAAAUUGAUUGGACACGUUCCUACUGUGUGAGAGAUUAACAUCAAUGUUAUGCCUUUUUUUCUGCUCAGGAAUAAUAAAAGAGCUCUUCAAAAAGCUAUCAGUACUUUAGUUGGAGCUCCUCGGUUAUCUACCGGUUCUUUAAAUUGAACUCUUUGGAUUGAUGUCUGUAAUUAAUCUAAAUUGAUCUCUAAAGAAUGCUACCAAUAUUUAAAACUGAGCUUUUUGAUUGCUACCAGUACAUUUAAAAUGUUGAUUUAAUGGCCAGUCUUCUCAGAAUAUAAAAGAUAUUUAUUUUUGACCCAGAAAUGUAAAGCAUUGUUUUUUACUCUUUUAUUUUUAUUUUUGUUUAUAAAGUCGAAUGUUUAAUUUUGCAUCUCUUAUAGAAAUAUAUUUCUAAUUAGGUCCUACAUUUGUUGAGUGCUAUGUGUGAAAUUGAAUUGGGAAGUUGUAUAAAAACCCUUUGUACAGUUUGUAUGUAAUGCUUACAUUUUACCUUUGUUGCAAUAUAACAUUUACAACUUGAUCAAAUCACAUAGUUAUUUAUUGAUAUUAAAUUUGAAUGUGUCAGAAUGUGUCACUCGUAUGCAGCUACAUUAAAAACAAAAGAUAAGUGUUGUAAACAAAUGGGUCAGUAAAUGAUAUUGAAUGAUUUAUCCCAUGCUAGAGAUUUGAGGAAUGCCACACUAUUCUACAGAUAUGCAUGAGACAUGAUGUUUGUGUGGACAACAGACAUUUAAUUACUUUAACUUAAAUAUUCCACCACCACCCCUUCCCAUAAAUUGCUUUUGAAAACAGCAGCACUUACCUAAGCUCAUUGUGCCUGCUGGGAUUAGGGCCAUAACACUUUUCCAUUGUCUCCCAACCUUAGAGGUCAUCCCUUCUUUUUUAUGAAUGCACCACUUAUUUUUUUGUUGAAUUGUAGGCCCACUAAACUAACAAAUUACACUUUGAUUUGUGUGGGUUGUUUUAAAUAACAUUCUUUCGAUAUUCAGUUAGGAAUGACAAGUUAUUAGUGAGAGCUCUUACAUAUGAAGACAAAGUGGGACAAAGGUGAAUAAGAUAUAACCUAAACUUAGGCUGUGCACUUAGAUACUUGUUUUUAGUCUGUGAUAAUGAAAAUCAUAUAUAUAUAUAUAUAUAUGUAAACAUUUAUUUCUAAUGCUUUUUGUUUCUCCCCAUCCCUCACGGAAGACUAUUUACAUACAGAUUGCAUUCCACGUUGAAAUAAAAUCAAUAAAAAUCGAAAGCAUUUUGAUAACAAAAGCUUCUAUAUUUUUUUCAUUUUGUAAAUUAAUUUUUGUUUUUGUUUGUUUACCUAAACGAAAAAAACAACAACCUGUAAUGUUUUAUUUUCAUUCCAACUUUUUAAAAUUUUCUAUGGAACUCUAGUUUUACCUCAAGUUCCUUAUUACCUACUAAUUGUUCUUUUUUUCUUAAAGCUUGUAGAUAGUUUCCCCUUGUGACAGGCUUGUAUUGUAUUUCAAUUUUUUUAAAUUCCAUGUUUGUUAUUAAUCUCAUCUUUUCUUAUCCUCUGUGUACAAAACCUCUUGUUCCAGUGCCUUGGCUCUGGGAAGUUAUAAGCAUAUUUUAAACUACAAAUGCAUUUCAAAAUAAAAUUCAGUAUUGAACAUCUUA
This is a messenger RNA of Biomphalaria glabrata, 3647 nucleotides long. RefSeq names its product kelch-like protein 12. Gene Ontology annotation, molecular function: protein binding. The coding region runs from base 265 to 1959 and encodes 564 amino acids. The transcript is spliced from 12 exons. Lineage: Eukaryota; Metazoa; Mollusca; Gastropoda; Planorbidae. The record is from RefSeq and is a predicted model, not a curated record.